Maniola jurtina (meadow brown) is the source of this 1458-nucleotide messenger RNA. Its product is annotated as gastrula zinc finger protein XlCGF8.2DB-like. The coding region runs from base 178 to 1368 and encodes 396 amino acids. The record is from RefSeq and is a predicted model, not a curated record. Gene Ontology annotation, molecular function: DNA-binding transcription factor activity, RNA polymerase II-specific; RNA polymerase II cis-regulatory region sequence-specific DNA binding. The transcript is spliced from 2 exons. Gene Ontology annotation, cellular component: nucleus. Gene Ontology annotation, biological process: central nervous system development; regulation of transcription by RNA polymerase II. Lineage: Eukaryota; Metazoa; Arthropoda; Insecta; Lepidoptera; Nymphalidae.
AACUCAUAGGAAAUCAACUGAAAGUACCCUAUAGGUUUUGAUCUACCCGAAUUGACAGUCAGACAACGAAGAGAUCCUAACUAUAAGAGUCCCUUUUUCCGUUUGAGGUACGGAACCCUAAAAAUGAUCAUUUAGCUAUUUCUAAUGGGGUAAGCAGUGGUUAUAUACCUCUUUAUCAUGCAGGCCACGGAAAGUGAUCAAUUUUGUACAAAAAUAAAUUUUCAACUUUCAGGCUCCCCGCCAGAGACAGAUAGGCAGAUUCCAGCUGCUGUGGAACAAAAUCUCCGUUGCCAUUUUUGCCAUAGACAAUAUAAACGCAAAGCUGCUUUUUUAAAACACAUAGAGUUUCACAAACUUUUUUCUUGUGGCCAGUGCCCCACUAAAUUUAAAAUAAAAAGUUCAUUCAACUCUCAUGUAAGGGAACACAUGGACAAACUUUUUUACUGCAAUCUAUGCCCGGCUAAAUUUACACUAAUAGGCUCUCUCCCAGUGACAGGUAGGCAGAGCCACCGCGGUAGAGCUGCUAAGCAACAAAGUCUUCACACUUGCCAUGUUUGCGCAAAACAAUGGAAGUACAAAAGUGCUCUAGCCACGCACAUGAGGACUCACACUGGUGAAAAACCAUAUUCCUGUGAACUAUGCCAGGCUAGAUUUGUACAGAAAUAUCACUUGAUCAACCACAUGAAAACCCACAGUGGCCUGAAACCUUACAUUUGCGACAUAUGCCAAGCCAACUUCGCAUCCAAACAUCACCUUAUUCCUCACAUACGAACGCACACAGGUGACAAACCUUUUCCUUGCGACCUUUGCCAAGCUAAAUUCACAAGAAAAAGCACUUUAGUUACCCACGUGAGAACCCACACAGGUGAAAAACCGUUUGCCUGUGAGCUAUGCCCGGCUAAGUUUACCCAAACAAGCACCUUAGCUUCACAUAUGAAGAUUCACAUUCGCGACAAUUCUCUAACUUUUAAUCCACGUCUAGCUAAAUUCGCAAAAAAAAAUACUUCAAUAAACACUGGUAAAAAACAUUUCUCCUGUGGUCUGUGUGAGGCGAAAUUUGUGCAAAAGUGUUCCUUAACCACUCACAUGAGAACUCACACGGGUGAAAAACCGUUCGCCUGUGAAAUUUGUCAGGCGAGGUUCUCCCAAAAAUGCACUUUGAAUAAGCAUAAGAGAAUUCACACUGGUGAAAAACCUUAUCCUUGCGAGCUUUGUCAUAGAAAAUUCGCACAAAAGUGUAAUUUGAAAAUGCAUAUGAGGACUCACACUGGUGAAAAACCAUAUUUUUGUGCGAUGUGCGACGCUAAAUUUACAAGAAAAGAACAUGUGAUUACACAUAUGAGGACUCACGCUGGUGAGAAAGCUUAGUUUUGGUAAUUUAAACGCAUAUGGAGGACUCACACGGGUGAAAAACCAUAUUUAUGUGCGACGCUAAAAUUACAAGAAAAGAACAUGUAA